GAAAGCAGUGAGCGCGGCCGUGUUUAGUAAGGGCAAAGCCUUUUCCUGUUCGCUUCACUAGUCCGCACGCAACAACGGAAGUGACAUUGUGGGCAGCAGCAGAGUGGGCCUACUUUAGAAUCAUGGCUGCUACCAGUGUAGUGGGUGUUUGUAGAAGAGUCUCAGCGUUCCUGAAGGCUGUGGGUUCCCUAGCAAAUCCUCAGGCCCCCGCUCCUUCCGGGUUUUCUCUUAGUUUGUUGCAUAAGAAUACACCACAUGUCACAUCUUUUCUCCAGUGUAAAUUACUUCACACCACGUUGUCAAGGAAAGGACUAGAAGAAUUUUUUGAUGACCCAAAGAAUUGGGGGGAAGAAAAGGUCAAAUCUGGAGCUUCAUGGACCUGCCAGCAGCUAAGAAACAAAAGUAAUGAAGACUUACAUAAACUUUGGUAUGUCCUUCUGAAGGAAAGAAACAUGCUUCUAACUUUAGAACAGGAGGCCAAGCGACAGAGAUUGCCAAUGCCAAGUCCAGAGCGGUUAGAAAAGGUUGUUGAUUCCAUGGAUGCCUUAGAUAAAGUUGUCCAAGAGAGGGAAGACGCUCUAAGGCUUCUUCAGACGGGGCAAGAAAAAGCAAGGCCUGGUGCUUGGAGAAGGGACAUCUUCGGACGAAUUAUCUGGCACAAAUUCAAGCAGUGGCCUCUACCUUGGUACCUAAAUAAAAGAUACAACAGGAAACGGUUCUUCGCAAUGCCUUAUGUGGAUCACUUUAUCAGACUGAGACUUGAGAAACAAGCUCGAAUUGAAGCAAGAAAGAAAAGUUUACAGAAAAAGAAAGAAAAAAUUCUGCAGGCAAAGUUCCCACAUCUAUCUGAAGACCGGAAGUCAAGUACUGUCUAAAAUGAGAUCCAGAAGUCCAGUUCUGAUAUUGAAGCAGUCUGGGUCCUGAUGUGAAUGUCUUUUAAGCAGCUUAUAAAAAAAAAAAAAAGCUCUUGUUCAAAUGACAUCACUUGUUCUUCUGGAUAAGUGGCAUGUUAAUUAACCCUAGAAGUGGUGCUGCUUCUACCAAAACCAGGCAUAGAGUUCAGGUUCAGUUCCUACUGAACAGGUCCUGAGCUCUAAGCAGGCUUAAUAACACCUGAUGUCUUGGUAUAAA
This is a messenger RNA of Cricetulus griseus (Chinese hamster), 1131 nucleotides long. The record is from RefSeq and is a predicted model, not a curated record. NCBI's taxonomy places the organism in Eukaryota, Metazoa, Chordata, Mammalia, Rodentia, Cricetidae.